AGUCUGCUUUGAAAAUUCAAGAAUUCCCAGUAGUUUAUGUUCACAAUUAUCGAUAUAGUGAAUUCUUGGUCAGUAACAAAAGCAGUGAGGCUAUGUGGGUGGAAGAAGAAGCAGUACCAUAA
This is a messenger RNA of Ambispora leptoticha, 122 nucleotides long. Lineage: Eukaryota; Fungi; Glomeromycota; Glomeromycetes; Archaeosporales; Ambisporaceae. The record is from the annotation of a GenBank genome assembly.